AUGCACAUCCUCGGUGCUCGCUCGCAGUAUACACGGUCGUCCUGGUACAACGGACUUCAAUUCGAGCCCGGCAAGAACAACAUCAUCUCCAUGAGGGACGAUGCCCUACAUGCCGUGAUCCGGGCAAAGAUGGCUGGCGGGUACUCUGGCAAGGAAGUCGAAUACCUCGAGUUCAAGAUUGACAAGUCUGUCGGCAACUUGGUGAGUCUGCUCGAGUCGUACGUGCGUGGCAAUCGGCCGUUCGACCUUGCGCGCAAAAUACAAUACUUUGCCCUCGACGUCAUAUCGGAGCUGGCAUUCGGGGAGCCCUUUGGCGACCUGACCGCCGACUCGGACGUGCACAACCUCGUCGAGGACAUCGAGACGUACUUGCCGCAUCUUAUUGUCUCCACCGUCAUGUCGUGGAUGAUUCCUGUCCUUUCGUUGCCGAUUUUCAGGCCCCUCAUGCCCUCGGAGCACGACGUGCUCGGCGUCGGCCGCCUGGUCGGAAUUGCCAAAAAGGUGGCGGCCGAGCGAUACGGGCCAAGCAGGAAGAUUCAAAGAGACAUGGUCGGGUCCUUCGUCGCCAGGGGUCUGACGCAGGAGCAGACCGAGAAUGAGAUUGCCGCGCAAAUGUACGUCAGACGGCAAAACGGCUGGGACAGCCACGGGCUUCUUGACCGUCUUACAUUGCUAACACGGCAUCCCGACUGCAGCAUCGCCGGGUCCGACACCACCGCGACCGGCAUCCGAGCCACCUUCCUGCACGUCAUGACCAACCCCCGCGUCCUUGCCCGGCUCCAAGCCGAGAUUCGCGACUCGGAACUGAGCUGGCCGGCGGCCACGGAUGCCGAAAUCCGCCUGAUGCCGUUCGCGCAAGCCACCAUCAAGGAGGGCCUGCGCGUGCUGCCCCCCGUGGCGGGCUUCAUGUCCAAGGAGGUCCCUGCCGACGGGGACUGCUGGGACGGUCUCUCGUUGCCGCCGGGGACCAGGGUCGGACUGUGUAUGAUGGGGAUACUGCGCCAAAAGCACGUGUUUGGCGAGGACGCGGACGAGUUUCGGCCGGAGCGGUGGCUCGACGCGACGCCCGAGAUGGAGAAAACAUGGGGUCUCGUGUUUGGCUCGGGCAAAUGGGCGUGUCUGGGCAAGGAGAUAGCUCGGAUGGAGCUCAACAAGGUGCUGGUCGAGGUGGGCUUUCCCCUGCCUGAUUCUACCUUUUCCCCAAACUGUCGACCUGCUGACGCCGCCGCUCUUUGGACAGGUCCUGAGACGCUUCGACCUCACCUUGGUCGAUCCCAUGAAGCCUUGGAACACAGCACAGGUGUCUGGGAGACUGUUACGAGGAAGCGGCAAGACAAACGAGCAUUUUCGACAUUCGAGGAGCACUCGGCCGCUGGAUAUGGCGUGUCUCCAGCGGCAUUGUCUGCAGUUGUCAUUGCGAUGCGUAACAUGGCCAGCGUCUUCCCUGCGAGGGCGUUUGAACAGAUGCCAAAGAUGAUCCUUGUUGCUGCCGUCACCCUCCUCUCGGCCAUGGCGCCCGCUGCUUCAGCGCUGUCGGCCAUCCCCUUCGAGGGCAUUCCGUCGUUGGGCGUGCUCUACACCGAAGAUGCCAGCCAUCACAUCUGCUCCGCCGCCGUCGUGAACAGCAAGACGAAAAACCUCAUCCUCACAGCUGCCCACUGCGUGCACGGCGACGGGACACACCUCCGCUUCGCGCCCGGAUACCGUGACGGCCUCACUCCGUACGGGACGUUUCCCGUCACAGGGGCCUUCGUCGACAAGAAGUGGAACAAGGACUCGAGCGUGAAGCACGACUUCGCCAUCCUGACCGUCGGCAACACCAUCAUCAACGGGACGUCUGUCCCUGUCCAGAACAUCACCGGCGGCAACCCAAUCAAGUACAGGGCCAGCCACCGCAGCGUGGUCCACGUCAUGAGCUACAACAACCACGAGCCAAGGCCCGUCCGCUGCCAUGUUUCCACCUACAAGGGGCCGCACUCCAACCUCGCCUUCAACUGCCGCUCCUUCAAGGGUGGCAGCAGCGGCGGUCCCAUGCUUGUCGACUACAACCCGAACAAGAAGCUCGGAAGGAUCAUCGGAACCAUUGGCGGGUUUCAGAGCGGAGGCUGCACCGAAAAGACUUCGUACUCGCCAUACUUUAGCUUCGGACUGCGCCGCGUGUUCCUCAAGGCUAUGAACGAGACUGGGACCACGACGAGCGGCGACGUGGUCAGGGCCGACGUUCCCAAUCGGUGCUGA
Molecule: messenger RNA, 2238 nt
Organism: Metarhizium album ARSEF 1941
Lineage: Eukaryota; Fungi; Ascomycota; Sordariomycetes; Hypocreales; Clavicipitaceae
Product: benzoate 4-monooxygenase cytochrome P450
Exons: 6
Coding region: 1-2238 (745 amino acids)
Biological process (GO): proteolysis
Molecular function (GO): monooxygenase activity; oxidoreductase activity, acting on paired donors, with incorporation or reduction of molecular oxygen; serine-type endopeptidase activity
Source: RefSeq, a predicted model, not a curated record